AGAGAGAGAGAGCGGCGGCCUGUGACGGGUCUGGGGUUACCGAGCGCUCCGGGUUGCGCGGCCUCUGGAGCAGGAGACGGAGGGUGGGAGCUACCAUCGCCAGGACUGGCUGGAGGGUACCGUGUUAUCGGAUGUCCGUAAUGAGGGAACAUUGUGUCCAGUAAGAGUUGCAGACCCGCUUCCUGCAUAUUUUGUGUGAAGACGCCAAAAUGAAUGUCAGAUCUGCUGCACUUUCGCCUCCAUUGCUGAGGACUUUAACAGUGCUGCUCUUGACUUCCUCAGCGUGGUCAGCCUGGCCAAGUGAAACUUUUGAUGUUGGUCGAGACUGGGACAAUCAGUUGGAGGCCUCAAUGCAUCCACUCUUUCCUGAGGUCAAAGAGAAUGUAGCACCAAUGACUGGAAUUCCAGACAGUUCUGGUGUGGUGGGCAGACCUUUCAGGAUCACUAUUCCGACUGAAUUUAUUGCCUCAGGUGAAGAAAUCGUGAAGAUCACAGAAGUUGGAAAGGAGACCUUGCCCUCAUGGUUACACUGGGACAAGAGUGUACUUGAAGGUCUUCCUUUAGAAGGUGACAAAGGAGUAUAUGACAUCUCUGUGACCACACUACUUCUUGCACCUAACGGCAGUUACGUACCACAAGCCUCAGAUGUUUUCUCUAUUGAGGUCCAUCCGGAGGACCACAACGAACCACAGUCUAUACGAGUGGCUGGUCAGGAAACAAAUGAAGCAAUGCCUUUUCUGUGUGGAACGGAUGAACCAGUAACAAUUCUCACUGUAAUUUUGGAUGCAGACUUGACAAAAAUGACACCAAAGCAGAGAGUGGAUCUUCUAAACAAGAUGAAGGACUUCUCUGAGGUAGAACUUUACCACAUGAAAUUAGUCCCAGUUGUCAACAACAGACUUUUUGACAUGUCUGCCUUUAUGGCUGGGCCAGGAAAUGCAAAAAAAGUAGUUGAAAAUGGAGCAUUGUUGUCUUGGAAACUUGGUUGCUCCAUGGAUCAGAGCAGUGUUCCAAACAUUCGUUCCGUUGAGGUUCCUGCUAAAGAAGGCACAAUGUCAGCACGACUUGGUUACCCUGUUGUGGGUUGGCACAUUGCAAAUAAGAAGCCUAACUUGCCCAAGAGGAUACGAAGGCAAAUUUAUGCUACCCCAACCCCAGUCACCGCAAUCGGCCCUCCUACAACUGCCAUCCACGAACCUCCUGUACGAAUUGUUCCAACUCCAACUUCACCAGCCAUUGCCCCCCCAACAGAUACAAUUGCACCUCCUGUUAGAGAACCUGUCCCUCUGCCUGGAAAACCAACUGUCACAAUAAGGACCAGGGGAGCUAUUGUUCACACUCCAACUUUAGGUCCUCCACACCCAACAAAAGUUGUGGAAACAACAAGUAUCAUCCCGGGUCACAUUCGUCCAACAAUGACCAGGCCUGGAUAUAUGGAGCCAACUGCUGUGGUCACCCCUCCAUCUGCUACUACAAAAAAACCAAAGGUGACCACAUCGAAGUCUGCCACACCACCAACUACAGAUUCCACCACAACAAGGAGACCUCCAAAACCAAAGACUCCUCGCGUCAAGACUCGUGUUACUACCAAAGCACCGACCAUUAAAAUUGAGACCACUUCUCCCAGCCGCACACGAGCAUCUACCAGUGGGAUCCCUCGGGUUCUUGAGCCCAAUACAGACCCUCAACUUACAAACCAUAUUGAUAAGGUUGUGGCAUGGGUGGGGACUUAUUUUGAAGUUAAAAUUCCACCUGACACGUUCUGUGAUAAAGAAGAUGGCACAACAGAUAAUCUGAGGCUCUCACUAGAACCUAGAAAGAAACCAACCGUUGGAGAGAGACUGUGGGUGAUCCUUAACAGUACUAGCCAAGUUAUGUAUGGUAUGCCUGACUACAAUCAUGUGGGAGACCAUGAGUAUUAUUUGAAAGCCACAGACAAAGGAGGUAGAACCGCUGUUGAUGCCCUGGAAAUCCAAGUCCGCAAUCUUUUCCAAAAACAACCAUCACCUGUUAAAUUUAAUGCAAAAUUCCAGGGAGAUCACAACUCAGUUAUAAAUGAUAUUAAUAAAAAGAUACAGCUUGUCAAGAAGCUUGCAUUUGCAUUUGGUGACCGCAAUAGCAGCUCUAUUACUUUGCAAAAUAUAACCAAGGGUUCUGUUGUUGUGGAGUGGACAAACAAUACCUUCCCUGUAGAUCCAUGUCCAAAAGAGCAAGUCGAAGCAGUAGGCAAAAAGAUUUAUGAUGAGCAAGGCAAACCACGGCAACAUUUUGUUACUGCCAUGGAACCAGAGUUUAAUCUAAUUGAUAUAUCACUUUCAUUCUCUGGAAGCUGUAGACAUAUGUACAAAUAUUUUCCAUUUGUUCCCACAAGUCCAGACAAGAUGGUUACUGCAGUGGCCCCAACUGUUGCUGCAGAUACAAAUCCGGAAAAGAGCAGUGAGGAUGAUGUGUACCUUCACACAGUAAUUCCUGCUGUGGUGGUAGCUGCCAUCUUGUUAAUUGCUGGUAUCAUAGCUAUGAUAUGCUAUCGUAAGAAGAGAAAAGGCAAACUAACGAUAGAGGAUCAAGCGACGUUUAUCAAGAAAGGUGUUCCUAUCAUCUUUGCAGAUGAACUGGAUGACUCCAAGCCUCCUCCUUCCUCCAGUAUGCCAUUGAUUCUCAAGGAGGAAAAGGCUCCUCUACCACCUCCUGAAUAUCCUAACCAGAAUGUGCCAGAGACAAUUCCCCUAAACCAAGACCUCAUGGGGGAGUACACACCACUAAGGGAUGAGGACCCUAAUGCACCCCCUUACCAGCCCCCUCCACCUUUCACAGCACCCAUGGAGGGCAAAGGAUCCCGCCCCAAGAACAUGACCCCCUACCGGUCCCCUCCUCCCUACGUACCCCCUUAAUGAACAUUUUCCUAUAUGAGGGGAGAUUUGGGGGCUUUGAGUUCCAAACCAGUGUUGUCCGUAGAAAUUUAUAGCCUGCAAUCUAUGGUCAAGAUGACAGAAAACUCUGCUGUUGUAAGCAAAGGAUCAAAGACUGGGAGACUUUUUUUUUUUCUUGCUUUCUUUAUACAAACCCCUGUAAAUGCCCUUCUCCCCCACAGGUUCUGGAACAUACAGGACAUAUGUCAUUUGCCUAACAAUUUUCAUAUUUGUGUUCCUACAAAUGCGUGCUCACUUCUAGAUAUUUAACAGAUUGCAGGCUUUCUAAAGACACUAAAGAGGAAGUGACUGGACUUCUAUUCAAGCACUGGGGUGGCCUUUUAGUUCUCUGCGGUUUGCCUUUAACACUAACUAUUUUAUUUUAUUUCACGAGUGUCUAGCUACAGGACAUAACAGGAAAAAAUAAUAAAAAUCCACAAACGUUUCCUUGAAAUUGAAACACUGAACGACUGAACACAAAUGCUGAAUUUUUACGUUUAAUCUGCUUUGCUACGUUCUGUAUAUCGGGGCAAUUCACUUUGCUUUAAAAUAAUCUGCUGCUGCAUUUCAAAAGUAGAAUCUUGUAUAUGCGCUUAUUUGAACACACAGUAUUCUGUUUCGUAGAAACAAGUAAUUUCACAGCGGAAAAGAUUUGUUUUUACCCCACAAUUAAGGUUCUCUAUUUUCCCUUGGGAAGAUAUGGAUCUUUUUGGGUUAGGUGAUUGUGCUAUUAAGUUAACAUGACCGUAACAUUGAUCUGUUACCACCCCUGCCUAAAUUUGGUUCCAUGUGUUUAAUAUAAAUGUAUUCCAAACAAAAUCCUUCAGGUUCUCCAUUUUGAAAUGCUGCCAUGGAAUUAUUUUAGGUAAAGAUGCAAUAUUUGUAUUUGUUUUAAGUAUUUUGAUUUGCCCUCUCCUACUUGCAGAGAUAUUUGCAGUAAUCUUGAUCACACUUUCUGCUGCCCCGCUUCGCUCAUUUGGUGCUGUUCCCAUAAGGCAACGAAUUAAGCAAUCAGUUAAAAAAAAAAACAUUUUGAUACAGCCUCAAAACUUUUAUUUAAAGAAAAACCUAUAAAAUGGCAAUGUCAUAGCAUUUUCUAUAAUCAUAGCUUAUUAGGACGUUAUACUUAAGUGCGGUUUGCCUUGUUUGCAUCUCAUAGAUCACUAUCAGCUUUGUUCUUUUUAUUUCUUUGUUUUGCUUUUUUUUGAUUUUAGGUAUUUCUAAGUUUUAAUGUAUUUAUCAUAAUUUUAUAGGGGGAUUUUGACCCUCCUUAUGCUCUUGCUUUCCCCCUUGGAUCUAAAUUUUGUUUCUGAGCAUGAUUUUUCUUGACUGUUUUUUUCAUUUUGUUUUAUGAUGAAAGAAAAAAAAAUAUUUUGCAAUAAUGUUUCAUGCCUUUGAGUGUUGAAGAGUUCGCAGAUUCUGCACACAAUACAAGACACACUUAAGCCAUA
Molecule: messenger RNA, 4360 nt
Organism: Spea bombifrons (plains spadefoot toad)
Lineage: Eukaryota; Metazoa; Chordata; Amphibia; Anura; Pelobatidae
Gene: DAG1
Product: dystroglycan 1
Exons: 3
Coding region: 210-2891 (893 amino acids)
Biological process (GO): muscle attachment; axon guidance; nerve development
Cellular component (GO): dystrophin-associated glycoprotein complex; sarcolemma; basement membrane
Molecular function (GO): laminin binding; calcium ion binding
Source: RefSeq, a predicted model, not a curated record